AUGGAAAAAAAGCAGUUAAAUCUCAACCAGCCACUUUUAUCAGUGAGGAGAUUCACAUCAACAAUAGCUUCUGAAUCAGAUAACUCAUCUGCUACAUUACCAUAUCUUGCUUCUUACAAAUCAGAGUUAAGUUCAGGUUCAGGUUCGGUGCGAAAUGCCGGUGCAGUUCCGUUUCAAUGGGAGAAAACACCCGGAAAACCAAAAGAUAUAUCAGUUAUUGAGAGGGAAAAGGAGGGAGAUUCUGAUUCGGAUGAUGAAGAAGAGAGUUUUCAAUAUGCGCGCGACACACUUUCUAGGAAAGAGUCAUUCUUCAUGAGGAGUAGUAUGAGUUCGGACGAUCGCGAGGUACUAGUUCGACGGAAUGGAAGUUUCUUGAGGGAUGAAGAAGGUCGCGAUUUCAUGAUUGAUCGGUUCUUGCCUGCUGCGAAGGCAAUGAUAUCUGAAACACCUCAAUGUGCUCCCAAGAAGGCAAGUUUUGGACAAGGACAACAGAAACAGUUAUGGAAAAUUGGGAGUUCUGUCAAGUUAUCUCCUCUUAAUCAGCAUAAACCGAAAUCGGUACGGUAUAGGGAAGGAGGCGUGGUUGAACGCGAUGAUUCGAGAAACUACACUACUAAUACUACCGCUUGUGGACUAUUUCCUCAUUUUCGCGCCUUGAAUCCAAUGACAGGAGUAAGAAUGGAGAAUAAGGUUCAAAGUAAUGCAGGUUGUAGUUCAACUGCAAAACAGGAGCAUGCUAGACCUUCUUUUCGAAGUGAAAGUCCUGCUGUUGAGAAAACUCUAUAUCUUGAUUUUAUACAUAUGGCCAAGUUUGAAACCAAUCACAAAGGAGACGAUUUCCAGGAUUUGAAAAGAGAUAGUGACUUUUACAAGAAUCUUUCAGUAGAUUCUUUGCUCGAAUAUAACCAAGAGUUGGAUGUUGUUAAUGUGAAGACAGCAUUAGAAGCUAAAUUUUCGCAAACUCUUGAUUCACCUUUCCUCGGUUGUUCUGAAAAUCCUUACACUGGUAUGCUGAGGGAAACAACAGAUCAUCCCAAGAAAAUGGACUCGAAAAAGCUUGGCGUCCAAGGAAGUGACUUAGACCAGGACUCGGUAUCGAUUUCAAGUCUAAAAAUGGUUGAUGAUAUAGAGAUGCAACCAGAGGCCAAAUUGAUUGAUCGAGAACGAACAGUGGAAUACAAUAGGAAAAUCGACUUAGAAAGCCAAUGUGGCUUGACAUUAGGCCAUCAAGAACUAACUGGUGCAACAAGCUUUUUCGAGAUUCCUCUUAUCCUUCCUUCACUGCAAGCUCCAUCAGAGUCUUGGCUUACGCGUACUUUACCGGCCAUUUCAACAAAAAACACAUCUUCAAUGCCUAAGCCUUGUUGCAAAUAUUUAUUCAAGACAACUUCUUUGUAUCCCAACUCCCAAGUCGGAAACAAUUGUUAA
Messenger RNA from Vicia faba (fava bean), 1428 nucleotides. The record is from the annotation of a GenBank genome assembly. NCBI's taxonomy places the organism in Eukaryota, Viridiplantae, Streptophyta, Magnoliopsida, Fabales, Fabaceae.